Molecule: messenger RNA, 2279 nt
Organism: Aphanomyces invadans
Lineage: Eukaryota; Oomycota; Saprolegniomycetes; Saprolegniales; Verrucalvaceae
Exons: 3
Coding region: 27-2105 (692 amino acids)
Biological process (GO): retrograde transport, endosome to Golgi; Golgi to vacuole transport; endocytic recycling
Cellular component (GO): GARP complex
Molecular function (GO): syntaxin binding
Source: RefSeq, a predicted model, not a curated record
AGAGAUCUUGGAUUCUUGGCAAGGAGAUGAAGCACGACGACGUGCUCGACGACAUCGACUUCGACGACCUGGACGACCACCUCGAGCAGUUCCAGCAAGAUGACUUCAUCAAAGAGGCACUAGCCAAGGGUGUGGACCUCCGCCAGUACGCGCAACAGAUCGAUCGCGAGUUGCGCGAUGUCGAGAUGGAGUCGAUCACACAAUACGUGGCCAAGUCGGCCGACAUUGUCGACUUGUACAACCAGGUGCAGUCGUGCGAUGACAUCCUUGCGCGCAUGCAAGAAAUGCUGCUUGGAUUCCAGGCGGACUUGGGCGGCAUUUCCGAUGAGAUCCGCAACCUACAGAACGAAUCCAUCGACAUGAACAUCAAGCUCAAGAAUCGCAGGGAGGCCGAAGAGAAACUACGCCUCUUCCUUGACCAAGUGUACAUCCCGCCGACGCUCAUAGAAGGCAUCGACGACGGCGACGUGAACGACGCGUACAUUUCGUACCUCAUGAUUCUCCACAGCAAGCUCGCGUAUGCAAAGCUCCAAAAAGAGGCUCCAACCUCCCUUGGCAUCAUCCCUGCCUCAGCGAAAGCUGUCCAGCAAGUCGAUGGCGACCUCGACAAGCUCAAGCUCCGGGCGUGUGCGCAGAUCCGUGAAUGGCUGCUCGGCCGCAUCAACGACCUGAAGAAGCCCAAGACGAACGUGCAAAUGGUGCAGCAGUCGACUCUGAUCAAGAUGAAGUACGUCGUCCAGUUUUUGAACAACUACGCGCCGUCGAUCGCAAACGAAUUCAAAGACACGUACGCCGACACGAUGAGUCGCAUUCUCGUCACGGUCUUCAAAGCAUAUCACGUGGCCUUGAUGAAGUUUGUGGAAGAGUCAUCGACGCGCACGGACGUCAUCGCGGUCGAAGAAGCGUCGUUGAAAGCAUCCAUGUUUAGCUCGCGCGUCAAGCCCACGAAUGCGUUUGCGCUCGGGGACCGCGACAAGAUUGUCGAGAACGCAGGUGGACCCCCCAUCCUCGUCCACGUCGCGCAGGCCGAGGCACUCAAGUGCCCGUAUGAAGCCAUCUUUCGCAGCACGCAGAUCCACUUGGUCAAUGCCGCCACGUCCGAGUACCUCUUCCUCGUCGACUUUUUCAAAGCGACGGAAGGGUCGAACCCGGUCCGCAUCCACGAAUUGUUUCUUCGGGUUUUCGCCAAGACGCUCAGUCUCGGCCUCGAGCAGCUCGAAAACUACCUGUGCACGUGCUACGAUGCGAUCGGGCUUUUGCUCAUGGUGCGCCUGACGCUGCAGCACCAGCACAUCCUCGAGCAGCGUCGCGUACCGGUCCUCGAGACGUACCUGAACCGCGUGCUCGUCUUGUUGUGGCCUCGGAUAUACGCCGUCCUGGACUUGAACGUUCAAAGCGUCAAGCAGGCCAAGCCCAAGAAACUCGGCGCGGUCGAGCUGCAUCCGCAUUACGUGACCCGACGGUACGCCGAGUUUGUCGCGAGCGUACUGGGGCUCGUCCCGGAAGCAGCAUCGGAUGGAGCGCCGCCCACCCACGGACCCGACGGCGUGUACAUGCACAUGGCCGCGUUGCGGGAAGCGCUCGUGGCGCUGCUCGAGACACUGGCCGGCGUCCACAAAUCCACCAAGGACAAGUGUGUGUUUUUAAUCAACAACUACGACUUGGUCGUCAGCGUCGUCGACGAGCGCAAGAUUGCGUCGGACGAAACGACCAAGUUUGGCGAGCUGUUGCUGCAGCAGCGCGAAAAGUUUGUGGAAGAGGAGCUCAUGACGCAGUACGGGUCGCUCAUCGCGUUUGUGCAGCACACGGAGGCGACGAAAGCGGCGGUCGACACGUCGUCCAAGGUCGAAAAGAUCGUGCGCGAGUUCAACGCGCAGUGGAAAGCUGGCAUCGAAACGAUCCAUGCGAACGUGAUGAAGUACUUUAGCAACUUUCGCAACGGGAUGGAAAUUCUCAAGCAAGUGCUCACCCAACUGCUCCUGUACUACACGCGGUUUGUCGACGUUGUCAAGAAGAGCUGGGCGCGGCCCCCGAGCUUUAGCAACGACAUCGUGACGACUCAAGAGAUCCUGUACGAGAUCAAAAAGUAUAGCCGGUCGUUUUAAUGGCCACGACCGAACGGAUCGGCUGCUGCAAAACCACGUGGGCCGCACGCGCAGUUUGGUUGUCGUGCUCGUGGCGAACAGGUUGACUUGCGCGCAUGGCGGCGCCGGCACGCAUGCUUUUUGCACGCAUGGAACGCUCCGUUGAAUUGCCACCACGUCUUCUCGCGCCAACGU